CCAGACUUCUUGCAAGCAACAAGAGAAAUAAAGUAAUAUUAAUUUCUCUAUAAAUUUUUAGCUAUAUUGGCCUAUAUUUAAUUUACAUUAUUUUUUUAAUUAUAAUUUCAUGAAUAAAUGAUUAAAAUGACUUCCAUAUUAAUAACGCAUAAAAAUUGGAGGGACUUUUGAUUUUUAAAAAUAUUGUCAAACGUUCCAAUUAAUGAGCUAUUUAAAUAAGCAUGUGCAAAUUUAACAAAACUCCAUUGCUUGUUCUUGCUUUUACAGCUGUGUUGCUACCAGAGGGGUAAACCCAAAAACCCAGAAGACUGGAGAGAUGUGGAACAAACAAUGAGAGAUGCUUCAUAUGUUCCAGCUUCACCUGUGUCUGGCCAUGUUCUCAUCUAUGAGCCAUGGUCAGGGUAUUAUUACAAUAACGAUGCAGCAAGAGAGAACAUAAAGACACAUACAACAUGUUGCAAGAAUUCACCUAAAGAAUUGUGUGAACGGUUCUAUAAAAUAUUCCCUGACAUGGGUUGCACAGACUUUGUAGAGUUUAUCCCUGGUAAGAAUAAUAAUAAGACUUUGUAGUUUGUCACUGGUAAGAAUUAUAAUAAGCAUCUUGUUAGUACUAUUGCUGUAUACUCACAGGUACCAUUAAAAUUUAAUAAGACCAUUUAUUGCUUAUUGGAAAUAAUGAUGAUUUCUUUCAUCAAAUUCUUUUACAUGUUUAUACAUCAUAAUCACGAACUGGGGCUGAUAUUGAAUUGUAAUAAGUAAUAAUCUAUAAAAUAUAGCUAAGAAAUGUGAAUUAAAUUUUUAAAAAGUGAUUUUUCUUCUACACAUAAUCAUAAUGACUUCUACAGCUUCAGCGCUUGGUGAACCUCACAUUACAACACUUGAUGGAGUAACAUACACUAUGAAUGGAUGGGGAGAAUACAUACUGAUGGAUGUAAAAUCUGAGAAUUUUACUCUUCAGGUAUUCUAUUUUUCUCUAAAUUAGAUUACACUUUUUUGCACAUUUUUAUAUCAUGAAAAUUUAGUAAAGUAAUUUAAUCUUUAUUUUAUUCAAGCUUGUGAAACAACUUAUAAAAGAAAGAAAGCAAAAACAAAAAAUUUCAAUCAAUUAUGCUCUUAUUUUCAUAUUUUCACUUGCAUACAAAAUAUAUGUCUGGAAAAGUACAUAAAUUCCUGUAGGUAAAUUUUUUAAAGUUUUACUUUUGCUCUUUAAUUUUGUAAUUUAAAACAAUAAUUAGAUCAUGAUUCUUUUUAGAAGAUCAAUACCAGAUGCUUAAAUAAAAUCAUGUCUAAUAAAGUUUUUUUCAACUGCUUUAAAUGUAAAAGCUGCUUAAAUUGCUGUUUAAUUAUCACAGAAUUAAAUAUGAGAUCAAAUUCUUUUUAUUCAAUUAUGUAAGGCCAGAACAAGUAUAGUUGAGACCAGCAAUGGUACUCUAGCUAACGCUACAGUUUUCACAGCAUUUGCUGCCAGGGAAGGAGAUUAUGCAAAACUCCAAGUUGAACUCUCCCCUAACAAUAAGUGUAAGAGUUAAAUACAAAACUAGAUUUUCUUAUAAAUGCCUUAAUUAUAAAUAAUGAUUCAGUAUGAAAUUUAUGUUUCUCUUCGAAUGUACUGAUAUUAUGAUUAUUUUAACAGAUGCUCACCUAGAACACUGUUAUCUGAAAUAUUUCAAAUGAAAAUUUGGAGCUGAAAUUUAAUUGGGUACUGCUGAAACCAACAUCUUAUCUUAUUGUUUGUGUUUUAUUCCAUUACAAUAUAUUUCUACUCCCCAAACCCAAAAGCUUCUAUGAAAAAAAAAGUAGGAGUGUAGUUUUAAAUUUUGUUGAUAAAUUAUAAUUUUAACAUAUUGUCGAAAAUUGGAUUUUAAGCCUACACAGCAAACUAUAUUUCAAUAUAAAUAUCACUCUUUUAAUUAUUAAAUUUUUAACAGCACUUGUCAUCUAUGUAAAUGGAAUGGAUAUAACAAAUGACUUUUACAACGAUCAAGAAUUUCAUACAGAGCUUGACAUGAUUUCU
Lymnaea stagnalis (great pond snail) is the source of this 2014-nucleotide messenger RNA. Lineage: Eukaryota; Metazoa; Mollusca; Gastropoda; Lymnaeidae. The record is from the annotation of a GenBank genome assembly.